AUGUCAGAACCAAUCCCCGAAUCAAUACCAACGUCCGCUGACCCUCGCUCCCGACGUCCCGUCAAACGAGCCCGCGGCGCCAACACAGCACUCGCUGCGCAAGCCUACGAAGUAGAGACACUCUUCCUCGACCCAGAGCGGCCAGUCCACAUCCCGCCGGUGUCAAGUGAGACCAAACGCACAGUCGCGGCUCCUCCAGAAAUCGUUGCCAAUGUCCAAGGCUCAUCUGCCGGCGCCGGCUCUGGCGAAUUCCAUGUUUACAAAGCGAGUCGGCGGCGCGAGUACGAACGUCUUCGGGUGAUGGACGAGGAGGCCAAGAAGGAAGAAGAGGACGAGGCCUGGGCGAGACAGGAACGGGAGCGGCGCGAAAAGGACGAGGAGAAGACAAGGAAGAACCGUGAGAAGAGAAUGAAGAAGAAGGGAAAGAACAAGGGGUCAGAGAAGGACGGAGCAACAAACAAGGAAAGUGAAGCUGCCAAUGGGAACAAGCUGAACGGGGUCAAGAGGACCGUCGGAGGUGGCGGAUUGCAAAUACCACGACGAGGGAGUAGAGACGACGACCAGGGAAGCGAUUUUGGAGUCGCGGAAGUGGCCAAAGAAGUCGGCAUCACAAUUCAUGACGAUGAUUGA
Molecule: messenger RNA, 630 nt
Organism: Exophiala spinifera
Lineage: Eukaryota; Fungi; Ascomycota; Eurotiomycetes; Chaetothyriales; Herpotrichiellaceae
Exons: 1
Coding region: 1-630 (209 amino acids)
Biological process (GO): negative regulation of protein kinase activity
Cellular component (GO): nucleolus
Molecular function (GO): protein kinase binding; protein kinase inhibitor activity; double-stranded RNA binding
Source: RefSeq, a predicted model, not a curated record